Molecule: messenger RNA, 3210 nt
Organism: Diachasmimorpha longicaudata
Lineage: Eukaryota; Metazoa; Arthropoda; Insecta; Hymenoptera; Braconidae
Exons: 2
Coding region: 550-1170 (206 amino acids)
Source: RefSeq, a predicted model, not a curated record
UGUUUACUCUUCACAUCGGUGCAUUAAACUAAACAUAAAAAACAACGUUUUAUGCUACUGGAAUAUGCCAGAGCAUAAAAAGAAAAGGUCGAGGUCCAGGUCACGGUCAUCAGAUCGUCGACAUAAAAGACGCAAAGUCGACCAAAUGCAGCUACAACUGAAUAACCUCACAAAGGCGGUUGAGGGCUUGGUCCGAGCCCAAAACCCCCAACCUCAAGCUUUGCCACCAAAUAAUGGGGCUCAGCUACCCAAUAUUGAGGUUUUAAAUACUAAGAUUGCUGACAACAAAGAGGAUAAAGAGAAUAUCCCGGAAGUAACUGCGAACACCAACUCUGAAACGAACAUGAGAGAUGACCUCAAGGGUCCAGAGACAGAUUUUUCCCUAGACGCAACGGACAAGGAUAACAACGGAUAAGACAUAACAUCCUUAAAGUUUUGGGAGUAGACUUGAAUGAGUCAAAAUUCAAAAAAGUAAAAUUUCACGCCGAAUUGAAAAAUAUCUGGUCCAAAUGGGUGAAGCAGGGGCUCUCGGAGAAAAACAAGACUGAAAUGCUGGAGUCAUACAACCGAAAAGGGGAUCUGUUCACAGAGGCUCCCAAGGUGAAUUUGGAGAUACUCCCUCUUCUUUCUGAUGUGGCAAAAAAGCGUGACCAACAUUUUUCAGAGACACAAAAUUGUAUCGGUUCAACGUUGAUUGCACUAGGCGGCGCAAUUUCCAUGCUCAUCCACCCUCCAGAUGAUGGACUAGAUGAAGACAUCUUUCUCGAUUACUUGAGCCAGGCGGGACAGCUAUUAACAGACGUAUUCUUUCAGCAGUCUGUAGCUCGGAAGUCAUUCAUCACCCCUCAACUCAAUAAAUCAAUAAAACCGGCGGUUGAGGCGAUGAUUUCUGACGAAUGGCGCUAUGGGAAUGAUUUAAAAGAUGAAGUGAAGGAUGUCAAAGAAAUCGCCAAAGCUUGCGAACAUAUUAAGGAGAAACCCCAGCCUAAAACUAUCAUGAGAUCACAGGUCCAGGGAAACUCGAGGUACCCGUCUACGAACUCUCGUCAGACGGGGUACCAUCAGAAAUCUCGGAAGUUCCUAUUCAAGAAGAGGUCGAAUCAAGGUGCAUCCUCCAGCUCAGCCAAGAUGAGCCCUCGGACGACAACCCAAUCUUCAUCAAAGAAGUAACGCAGGUACGGAAACCAGCUGGACGCCUGAGUUUCUUUAUAGACAACUGGCGAAAAAUCACCUCGGAUAAAUAUAUUUUGAGUUAUCUGGAUGGAUAUCGAAUUCCAUUUAUUCAUAAACCCUAUCAGUUGAAUUCUCCAAAGGCACAUGUCUUUUCUAAUGAAGAAAUGGAGCAGUUUCGAAUAGAAAUUGAUAAAUUAUUAUCAAAAGGGGCCAUUGAAGAAUGUACUCCGUGUGAGGAUCAAUUCAUCUCUUCUUACUUUCUUGUCCCACAUCCUGACGGAUCGUAUCGUUUUAUUUUCAAUUUAAAAAACUUGAACAAAUUCAUUGUUGCUCCGCAUUUUAAACUUGAAGAUAUCAGGGCCGCUAUGAAGCUCUUAUCAAUCAACGAUUUUAUGGGAACGGUGGAUCUUCAAGAGGCUUACUUCGUAGUACCCAUGUAUAAACACCACACAAAAUUUCUCAGGUUUGAAUUUUAAGGAACACAUUUGAGUUCACGUACCUCCCAUUCGGUCUUUGCACUAGUCCCUACAUUUUCACCAAAAUAAUGAAACCUGUAGUCAAUGUAUUGAGAUCGAAAGGUUUUUUAUUAGUUAUGAACAGUGCAAAAGACACAUGCGAACUGCAAAUAUCUAAAGCAUCGAAAUUUCUGGAAGAUUUAGGUUUCUUGAUAAAUUGGGAAAAAAGUUCUGUGAUUGGAAAACAAAAAUGCAAAUACUUAGGUUUCGUGAUUGACUCAGUAGAUUAUUCACUAAAUUUAAUUGACAAAAAGAUGGAACAAAUAUCUCUUUUAGCUUCUUCUUUCCAAGUAGGAAAAAGUUACAAAAUUGGUGAUUUUGCCAAAUUUUUAGGAGUGAUAACCCCACCUUGCCCCGAUGUAGGUUAUGGUUUCAUCCACUGCAAGAUCCUAGAGCGACAGAAAUCUCUAGCCCUGAAAUUUAAUGGUGGGGAUUAUGAUGCAAGUUUAUGCAUAAGGGAUUGUAUGCUUAACGAUGUUAAUUGGUGGGAACAGAACGCCCACAUUGGCCGCAAUCCAAUUAGAAAAAAUCAUUUCAGCAUAGAAAUUUUCUCAGAUGCUUCAUUGUCAGGUUAGGGGUGUUAUUGCAAUAAUGUAUCUGCUCACGGUUUUUGGGAUGAGGAAGAAAAGAAUAAGCAUAUAAAUUACCUGGAAUUGCUGGCCGCCUUUUACGCAUUAAAAUGUUUUGCAUUCGAUUUGUCUAAGUGUGAAAUUUUGCUCCGACUGGACAAUACAACCGCAAUUUCGUAUAUAAAUAGAGCGGGCGGUAUACAAUUCCCACAUUCAAGUAAUUUAGCUAGAAGUAUUUGGGAGUGGUGCGAAUUAACAAAUCUGUGGAUAAAGGCCUCAUACAUUAUGUGCCAGCAAUCGAGAAAAUGAUUGUGACACUUUCGAGUUAAUAAAUUAGUUUCACUCGAAAGAAUUAAUGACUAAACUUUUAUUUUUCUGAAUUCCUUUUGUUUGAGGUUUUUGGUAUUUAUUUGUUUAUUUUUGAUUUUAUCUUACUGACAGUUGUCACGGGGGUUUGAACAAAGAAUAAAAAUGCACUUAUGGUUUGAUUUCACCUUUCAUUUAAUCACAAGUUUAAAUUUUUCACAUUUGCACUGUUAUUAUGGGUUUAUAAAGAGAACUAGGUUUUUCUACUGGGACCAACUCUGAUCAUCGAAGCUAAUCUCAAAAUGAAGUCUUGGGAAGAACUUGGACACUCGCGAUGUGGUUCGAUUGUUUGCCUACUUGGUACUGUUUUCUUUUGCCCUACACUCCCUCCUCAAUUACUUCCCGAGAGGGGUAACUAGUUUCCUAAAUUUUAAGAAGGGAUGAAAAUUGUAGUUCUGAUUGGUGGGAGGUUUCUGUAGGAGGGUCUGCAUGCAAGGAGAAGAAUUUUUGCUCUUCGACCUUUGGGUUUUUAAUAAGGGGAAUUCCCAGGUCCCGUUGCGGUCCCGAGGCUUGUGAGGAGAUUGCUGACCGGUUGCAAAGGAUCAAGCUGUAAAAUAAGCGGAACGAGGGAAAUUGUGGUAGAAACC